This is a messenger RNA of Diprion similis, 1518 nucleotides long. Its product is annotated as transmembrane protein 19. The coding region runs from base 124 to 1149 and encodes 341 amino acids. Gene Ontology annotation, cellular component: membrane. The transcript is spliced from 7 exons. Lineage: Eukaryota; Metazoa; Arthropoda; Insecta; Hymenoptera; Diprionidae. The record is from RefSeq and is a predicted model, not a curated record.
UGGCCAAACGGUGACAGAAUUAUUAUUAGAUUCACAGUUUAAGUUAGCGGUAAAACAAAAUUAUAAAUUAAACAUAAAUCGAGGAGGAGGCUGCUCCUUGAAUUAUGAUAAUUUCUCGUCAAAAUGGUAUCAAUCCAGAAAAAUAACGAUGGGAAAACGAGGGUAUUAGUGCCAGUUUUGCUAUGCGCCUUUGCUAUACCAAUUUCAAUGCUAUUCUGGAUCGUUAAUUUAGUUUACUCACUUUUUACACCAGAUGCCGACCAACAUACCGACGGAUACUCUGUCAUUUCUCCUUGGAGAUGGCUGACUGCAGUUGUAAUCCCAAUACUUUUUGCCGGUUGGGGUCUGAGACGGAAGAGUUUGGAUUUCAGCGGAGCUUUUCUAGGAUUGUUCACAGGAUUUAUUCUCAGCAUUACAAGUUAUACGCACAUCGCCUGUUUGAUAGCAUUUUUUUGCACUUCUUCGAAAGCCACUAAGUUUCGUUCUAAUAAAAAGAAAAAAUUGGAGGAAGAAUUUAAGGAAGGUGGUCAGAGAAAUUGGAUACAAGUUUUAUGCAACGGAGGAAUGGCGACGCAACUAGCGUUGCUCUAUCUAUUGGACGUUGGAUGUGGAGAACGGCCAAUUGAUUUUUCAAAAGACUAUAGGAGUUCCUGGCUAUCGGUUGGAAUAUUAGGUGCGUUUGCCUGUUGCAAUGGUGACACGUGGGCAUCGGAACUUGGUACUGUGAUUGGGGAUUCGGAGCCAUUUUUGAUCACCACAAGGGAGAGAGUUCCUAAAGGUACUAAUGGUGGCGUUACUUGGAUUGGGCUUUUGAUGUCUCUAGCAGGUGGCUUAGUCGUAGGACUAUUCAAUUAUGUUGCAGUAUUAUACACUGUAGACACAGUCCUGUUGCAGCUGGCUGCGCCCCAAUGGCCAAUCAUUAUUGCUGGUGGUUUUGCUGGUCUCGCAGGCAGCGUACUUGAUUCUAUUCUAGGAGCCACUCUGCAAUAUUCGGGCUUAGAUGAGACUGGCAAAGUUGUCGAACGCCCUGGGAGAGGUGUGAAGCAUAUUAGUGGUAGACAAAUCUUUGAUAAUCAUAGUGUCAAUCUUUUAUCGAGCAUAGUAAUGGCUCUGACUCUUCCAAGAUUGGCGAAUCUCUUUUGGCCUUGAUGUCAAGAAAUAAUUUAUGCUUGGAAGAUAAGGCUGGUCUUCAAUUAUGAGUAGCAGCUGUUGCAAUCUAUAGAUUAAGCUGCAGGCAGCCUUGAUGGAGAAUAGUAUCGAUGAAACGAUACGUUGUAUUUUCAAUUAUUGUUGUGUAUAUGAUCAUUAAAUCGGCAGUAACCGACUCUCUGUAAAAUAAUUGUAAAAAAUAUUCGUGGGGCCUUGAAUCAGUGGACGAAAUAAACUAUUUUCUACUACCUAUUUGAAUAUUUUUGCCUCAAUAAACUCAUUAGUUGUUAUGAAAUAAGGUCGAGUGUGAUAAGUAAUAGCAAAUUGUAUGUCUCAUGAUUGUAUUCAAAGUAUGCGAGACAUCACAAG